AUGUCAGGAAGUACUCCUCCAGCGCUGCCAACGUAUCGCAGAGUCAGGUCCCCCUUGGCACAACCUCCGGCCACACUAAAUGAAGAUACACCCGCAUUUGCAACCCCGUCUCCUCCACCCCUCCCACCUAAAGAUUUUGCAAUCCCAUCUCCAGUAGGAUUCUUGGUUAAUAGUGAUAAGAGUAACGACAGCAGUAUCGACGAGAGCAAACCAAGCUAUACCCUCCCAAAAAUUAACACCACAGUUUCGUCAAACCAGGGAUCGGAGUCAUCGUCAUAUAAUGAAACAGGUUUGCACAGACGAACCUUAUCGGAUCGAAUAAAGACCACGCCUUCUUCAUUUGUCCGACAGAGUCGAAUUUUUUCCAACGAAGAUGCUGAUUCAAUCUAUUCGUCACAUUCAGUCACAGGGAGAUCGUUAUUACUUCAAAACAAGAUCCAGACCGAGUCAUUACCUCCAGAAUUCCAUCCCAUUGUCUCUUUAAUCAAUGCUCAAAAAUUAAGAACUUAUUGCAUUGGCUCGUUGCAGAUCCCUGGUGUUAUUGGCUCAGAACGAGUUUGGUUGGAAGUUGAAGCCAAAUUGUCUGGCAACGAGUUGGCCAUUUGGAGACCGCUGACAGAUGAAUAUACGUUAGAAGAAGGGAACGAGUUCAAACCAAAAUAUAUCAACUUAAUUGAUGCACAUAUCGAGGUUGUCUCUAAUUUGCAGAUAAAGAUCUACCAAGAUUAUCGCGAUGAUGCGUCUUUAGCGAUCCAGUUCCAUGACAAGCCCUCAUUUGACAAAUGGAUGAGUGCAAUCGUUCUUUCUAAGUUUGAGUAUGUGAAAUUAAGCGAAGCAUUCACAGCUGUUCUUUUGUCUUCGAAGGGAUCAAAAUUACUGGAUAUUCACGUCUUGCUAGGCAAUAAGAAGAGAUUCCCACAAUACGAAUGGUGUCAUAUCAGAUUACCCGAGGUCUCAACCAAGUGGAUCAAAGUGUACAUGGCAGUGUUGCCAGGGGAUAAGGGUCAUGUUGGCAGAAUAGAAUUUUAUCCAUCGGACAAAAAAUUGCAGAACAAGCACCUUAUCGCUUAUAUAUCCGAUUUGUCUGGAGUGUUCAACGUUUAUCCAGAACAAUCGAACAUGAUUGACUACAACUCAAUUAUGCGUGCUGCAGGAGAAAUCUACGUGAACAGAAAUUAUGAAUAUUUGUUCCCUCACAAUAGCGACGAACAGCUUGAUCCAAGAAAGCUUAUCGCAAAAAAUCAUGGAGUAUCUCGUUCUGAUUCCAAUAAUUCACUUUCAUCACUUUCUAACCAAACACCCAGCACACCAAGAAACCGUUCUCGGUCUAGUUCUUUACAUUCUACAAACUCAUUUUUCAAUCAGCCGUCUUCAUUAUCACCCAAGCAAACAAAUGGACACACAAGAAACCGUUCAUUGUCUAACCUAAGCAAGUCGCCAGCUAACCCAAGCCAUACACAACUCAGUCAUAAAAGAACAAACUCUAGCUUUUUCAAAAAACACACAGAAAAUUUUGUUUUAACCAAUUCCGUGUACAUUAUGCCUAGUCUGCAUCCUGGCGUCACUGCAGUUGAAACCAUGAUUCGAAACUUUAUUCCUAUCGUUGAUGCGUUCAAAUUGUAUGGCCGUCCUAAGCGUUUGAUCAGUGACAAAUCAGAUACAGCUUCAAUGUUGUUUGGAUUACCUUCGUUACCACACUAUCAAUAUUUGUCCCACAAAGAUGCGGAAAAAGCCUUUGCUAAAAAUUUUAAGGUUGGCUCCAAUUGGUUUGAAUGGCCAGAAAUCAUUGCUAACGAAAUAAAACAAUUGCAGUCAUCCAACGCUAAGGGGUAUCGUGGUCAUGGUGAUAUAGCUAAAUUAUACGAGAAUUUGGAUUUGAAUUAUGGUGAAAUUACAUCUCCAGUUUUUAGGUUUGGCAAGUUUGAGGAUGAUUUACCGAGCUUGAGUGAUUCAAUUGAAUUUGGUGGAAAGAUCGAAACACCGCCACCAGGGAUUUCAAGUCCAAUAAGUUUUGCUGAGGACGGCUCUCCAUACGAGUCGUUGCCAAAGAUUGUUGUGUAA
Messenger RNA from Candida dubliniensis CD36, 2061 nucleotides. RefSeq lists its product as uncharacterized. The coding region runs from base 1 to 2061 and encodes 686 amino acids. NCBI's taxonomy places the organism in Eukaryota, Fungi, Ascomycota, Pichiomycetes, Serinales, Debaryomycetaceae. The record is from RefSeq and is a predicted model, not a curated record. The transcript has a single exon.